Molecule: messenger RNA, 2573 nt
Organism: Oreochromis niloticus (Nile tilapia)
Lineage: Eukaryota; Metazoa; Chordata; Actinopteri; Cichliformes; Cichlidae
Product: mitochondrial coenzyme A transporter SLC25A42
Exons: 8
Coding region: 415-1401 (328 amino acids)
Biological process (GO): transmembrane transport
Cellular component (GO): mitochondrial inner membrane
Source: RefSeq, a predicted model, not a curated record
GUCAAAAUAAUGUUAUAAGCCGUCCCAAUUUUUCUUUAAGACGCUGGAAAGCCCAAAUAAUCUCUUGCGUAGAAGCUAGGGUGCAGCUCCGAGUGCAGUUUUCACCCAGACGUCAUUUCUAAAGGAUUAACACCCUUUGCACUGCUUGACACUUGUGUAUUUUUUUAAAAAUAGCCAUCUCCAGAAACGUCAACAUCGUGAGGAGACGUGCAGAAAGACCUCGAAGCGUGUUCCAGGUUCAAGUUUGUGCGAGAACACAACACAUGUGUGCAUCAGAGACCAGGUCGGACUGAUUUAUCACGUCGAAGAUUUCCAAACACGGAGUCCUUUUUGAACGCAGACUAAGUGUUUUGUUUUCUUUAUUGAAUGAGCAGUCUGGUGUUUGGCAGCUUUGGUAACCCUUAAAGGGGAGACAUGGCCCAUCGUUUGCAGGACCGUCAGCACAGGCUGCCAGUGGCUCAGGCCACUGUGUUGACUCUGCCGCCAGCCAGCCAAGCAAAGGAUAUGAGGCCUAGCUGGUCCGCUCUGGAAUCCCUGUUAUGUGGUGCAUUUGCCGGAGCUGUCGCCAAAACAGUUAUUGCACCUCUGGAUCGCACCAAAAUAAUUUUCCAAGUGUCCUCAAAGAGAUUCUCAGCUAAGGAGGCUUUCAGGGUCAUUUACUCUACAUACAUGGAGGGUGGGCUGUUCAGUCUGUGGAGGGGAAACUCUGCGACCAUGGUGAGGGUCAUGCCCUAUGCUGCCAUCCAGUUCUGCUCACAUGAACAGUACAAGACACUGCUGGGGAGCUGCUACGGCUUCCAGGGCAAAGCUCUGCCUCCUUUUCCACGUUUCCUGGCUGGGUCUCUGGCUGGUACAACCGCUGCUAUGCUUACCUAUCCACUGGACAUGGUACGAGCCAGGAUGGCAGUCACUGCCAGAGAAAUGUACAGUAACAUCAUGCACGUCUUUGUGCGGAUCUCCCAGGAGGAGGGUGUCAGGACACUUUACCGAGGCUUCACCCCCACUAUUUUAGGUGUUAUCCCAUAUGCAGGAAUUACUUUCUUUACCUACGAGACCCUCAAAAAAUUACAUUCAGAAAAGACAAAGCGAUCCCAGCCUUAUCCUUAUGAGCGCUUGGCCUUCGGUGCCUGUGCAGGCUUGAUCGGACAGUCGGCUUCGUACCCCCUGGAUGUGGUACGUCGGCGCAUGCAGACAGCCGGAGUUACCGGUUCAUCCUACAGCACGAUUCUGGGAACAAUGCGUGAGAUCGUGACUCACGAGGGAGUUAUACGUGGACUGUACAAAGGCCUGAGCAUGAACUGGGUGAAAGGGCCCGUUGCAGUGGGGAUAAGUUUCACCACAUUCGACAUUACGCACAACCUUCUGCUCAAAUUGCACCAGAUGGGCAACUUUAUCCACUGAAUUAUGUGGGAACAACAUAGGCGUAACAUAUAGCACAGAUGAGACUGGCAUAAGAGAGGUUGUCAGGUCUGUGUGAUGGCAAUAAUAUGUCUCUGGCCUCUGCAGGACUAUUGUGUUGCACACCCCUGUUCCCUUAAGACAGGAUGUCAGAAGAGUGGACAGGAGAUCUGCUGUUCACAAAGAUAGGCUUUAUCUUAGACUUUGAAAAAUGCACAGAAAAUAUUCACUUUCAAAGAAAGUGAAGAGACAAAAAAGUGCUUUGAAAUUGUUCACACAAUCUUAGCUGUGUUGUGAAAUCAUAAUAUCUUUGUGAAGGUUAAAGCAGUGAACAGCCAGGUGUGUUUUUGAUUGCAUCAGUAUGGAGAAAAUAUUUGCACUUUAUUAAACAUGCAAUGUUCUUUCAGUUUGACCCAUUGUCAAUACAGAGAACUCAAUGAGUUUGAAACCUUUAAAUUAGGAGACAAAUUUAGAUUUUAAAUAAGCGCUUUCAUUUUGUUAAUAUUAAAUAGCCUGAUUGGGUAAGGUAUUGUUUGUAAUGAAAGGGUGAGUACCCAGUGUUCUUUGUCUUACUUAUGAAAUUGUGUAACUGUGCCAAUGUGGACUGAUGGAGUGAAAGAGGGUGAUCAUGUCAGCAGGACUGCGCAGUUUCACUUUCCAUGCAGCACUGAGGUGCAGUGAAUUUAUAGUACUUAUGUCUAGUAAGUGGCCGUUAAUCAAACCUUAAACCUAAACAAAAGACAGAUUUUUGGGUUAUUUGCAUGUUCUUGACAUUUCUGCUUUUUUACUCUACUGUUGUCACAUUGCUUGUACUUGCUUGUAAAGCAUUGUUUACUCAGAAUCUAAACUUAACACACUUAACCUGGUCUUCAUUUGUUUUAAAUAAAAAUAAAUAAAACAGCAAAUGGAUAUUUCAAAGAUGGAUCAUAUCCAGUCAUGUAAAUUUAGUUCUUUUGUUUUGUUUUUUUAAAGAUUGUCUUUCCAUUAAAGGGCCCAUCCACACCACUAAGCAAUGAAUCCUUUUGUCCACUUGAGGGGGCCAUGUAACAAGCAACGCUAAUGGUGCUGUCAUCAGCAUUCAAGAACAGAUUUAAAUCACUGAUGUUCAAUCAGUUUUUUAGGCUGAAGAAAAGCCUUCACUAAUGGUUGUACAAUAAAAUGCUUUUUGAUUGUCA